This is a messenger RNA of Loa loa (African eye worm), 285 nucleotides long. RefSeq lists its product as hypothetical. The coding region runs from base 1 to 285 and encodes 94 amino acids. NCBI's taxonomy places the organism in Eukaryota, Metazoa, Nematoda, Chromadorea, Rhabditida, Onchocercidae. The record is from RefSeq and is a predicted model, not a curated record. The transcript is spliced from 2 exons.
AUGUCUUCCACUUCAUCAAAGUCUACAACAACGACAACUUCUGCUUCUACCACUUCUUCAAAAACAACGGCUUCUUUUACUACGACUUCUCCAAAAACGACGAUUUUUCUUUUAACAUCACCAACAAUAGCUACUCCACUAGCGCUCCCAGCUCAAGUGGAAGCACAAUAUUGGUGGUAUUGGUUUUGUUGGUGGUAUCCAUCAUGUAUCGUUUGUUUGGAUUUUUUGUUAUCAGGAUUAAAAAAGAGAAAAAGAAGUGGGUCUAUUGAAACUUGCGUUAAUUGA